Messenger RNA from Fimicolochytrium jonesii, 1122 nucleotides. RefSeq lists its product as uncharacterized. The transcript is spliced from 9 exons. The record is from RefSeq and is a predicted model, not a curated record. Lineage: Eukaryota; Fungi; Chytridiomycota; Chytridiomycetes; Spizellomycetales; Powellomycetaceae. The coding region runs from base 20 to 1039 and encodes 339 amino acids.
GGAGAAGCACAGCAAAACCAUGAGAUCAAAAGGAUUCGAUAUCUUUAUGAUUGCCCGGCAAGCUGUCAGUUUGAUCUAUCUGCUAGUGGAAGCUGUCAUUAUUCUCUUGACGGCUAGGCAUGAGGGAUUCCGGUUCAAUUUGAAGUGGGGAGUUCUCAUCGGCAUUUUCCUAAUGACGCUCUUGACGGCAGCUCUUCAUGCCUUGUCCCUGGCUUUCAGAUCGAAUUCUUAUCAGCACCCGACGCAUGGGACGCCCGUCCAUAUUUCCUUGAUGUGUUACGGAUUCAUGUUCGGUUAUGAAUCCUUAUCCCUCAUGCUACUGAAGUGGUUGACGAUCUCAUCAAGCCGGGGGGACUCGACACCACGCGAGAAGAAUGUGGUUCAAAUUUACCGGUAUUGCAUCUUCAUUACAAUGAUAUGGUUCCCCGUCAUCACCUCCGCAUGUGUUGUCGCGAUUGUGCGAGCAGCCGCUUUGAACAGUCUGGAAUUGCUUACGCUGUUCUAUAAGCUCUGGAGCAUAUUGGUUGUAUCUCAAUCGAUAUCACUGUUCACGCAUGCGCUCGGAUUCCUCUUCUCCGGGUAUCGUCUGACAUCCACGCUCAGCGAAGGGAGAAAUUUGCAAGUCGGGUCCAAGUCCACUUCCAAAUCAUUCAUCGUGACCGCCGUGAGGGAGGCGAAUAAGGCGUCUCAACCAAAACCGAGGCGAUCCGGUCUGACGGAGACUGUGCGGAACUUGAUGAUCGCCGUUGUGUUUGGGUGGUUUCUUAUGGGCCUUCAACUCGCGCUUAGCGGUGGGUUUGGCCUCGGGUCCCGGGUUGGGUUCUGGAGUUUCCUUUACUACGAUGUUUGCAUUGCCUGGAUUGCGGCCUCCUCUUACUCCGCAAUGUCGGCAGGGAUGAUGGAAACUGUCAUGGAAACGAAUGCGUCUUCCCGAAACCAAACUCAACCCAGCCCAUUUGCAACGACUGGGCAACCUUCGAUUGUAGCUAGAGGUUCAACGGCGGCACUACGCACCGCAGAACUAGACUGCGAGUUUUGAUCAUACUUGGUUUUUCUAUCCUAUUCGCGCAUGUAAUUUGAAUUUUGAGGGACGUAAGAACAAUGUCAGGGGUUUGGACUUCA